UUGCUCGCUCGCGUCGUUCUUCGUCCUCAGCCAUGGCCAACCCAGCUCCCGUCUCAGAUGGUAUCGGUAUCGCAAACCUUCCCAACCAGAGGCACAAAAUCGUCGCCAAACAUGGGGCCCACUUCACCCUCAUGGUAGUUGGCGAAUCUGGUCUGGGGAAGACUACGCUCGUUAACACGCUCUUCGCUACUGAGCUGUCUCCCCCAAAGAACUACGCUCGCCGUCACCACAAGCAGCUCGACAAAUUAACCGAAGUCGACAUCAUCAAGGCUGAGCUCGAGGAGAAGCAGUUCAAAGUAAAGCUCACCGUCAUCGACACGCCUGGGUUCGGCGACUACGUCAACAACCGCGACUCCUGGAGCCCGAUCGUCGACUUCAUCGACGAUCAGCAUGAAGCGUACAUGCGACAGGAGCAACAACCCCAGCGUAGCGAAAAGAUCGACCUUCGUGUACAUGCUUGCCUGUACUUCAUCAGGCCCACUGGUCACACACUCAAGCCUCUGGAUAUCGAAAUCAUGAAGCGUCUCGGGACGCGUGUCAACUUGAUCCCCGUCGUUGCAAAAGCCGACACACUGACCCAAAACGACCUGUUCACUUUCAAACGGCGGAUUCGCGAAGUCAUCGUUGCGCAGGGUAUCCGUAUCUAUCAGCCUCCCGUAGAGCCCGAAGAUGAAGGUGCUGUUGAGCAUGCUCGCAUGCUGGCCGAUGCCAUGCCCUUCUCCAUCAUCGGUUCCACAGAAGAUGUCAGGACGCUCGAUGGACGCACCGUCAAGGGCCGCGAAUAUCUCUGGGGUGUUGCCGAACUUCGCUCCCUGCUCAUUCGCACACAUAUGCUGGAUCUCAUUUCCACUACGGAGGAGCUCCACUACGAGAACUACCGCCAGCAACAGAUGGAGACCAGGAAGUUUGGUGAACCGAAAGUUAAGAAGGUUGACAAUCCCAAAUUCAAGGAAGAGGAAGAACAACUUCGUAGACGCUUUACGGAGCAAGUCAAGGCAGAGGAGGCACGCUUCAGACAGUGGGAGCAACACCUUAUCGCCGAGCGCGACCGUCUCAACAAAGAUUUGGAAUUGGCACACAUCGAGCUCGACAGUCUUCAGGCUGGCUAUGGCCGUGGCAGUGCCAGACGAUGAGCGCCUCAGUAGCCCCCACCCACUGCCUCUACAUAAACCUGCUUCACUGCGUAUACCCUACCUGCUUACGCUCCUUCUCCAUUACCCGUGCAUAGCGAAUCACGACCUCUCCUUUCUUUUGGUUCCAUGUUUUCCCUGCCUUUCUCGACGUUUGGACUACGCUAUUGAUUGCCUACCUUCGAUCGUGUUGAGCGUGAUGAACUUAGAAUAAUAAACUCAGUCCUGUAUUGCGUUGAAACCACUAAGCGAUGAGGCCAAGCCACAAGUGACAACCAGAGGAAAGCUGGCUGGAACGUAUCUAUGCAUCCUUCGCGAGGCAACUGAUACUGUACUUCUGUGGCCCCAGUUUACUGAAUAAUUGACGGCUGG
Pisolithus orientalis is the source of this 1502-nucleotide messenger RNA. RefSeq names its product Septin-domain-containing protein. Gene Ontology annotation, molecular function: GTP binding; molecular adaptor activity; GTPase activity. Lineage: Eukaryota; Fungi; Basidiomycota; Agaricomycetes; Boletales; Pisolithaceae. The transcript has 7 exons. Gene Ontology annotation, biological process: cytoskeleton-dependent cytokinesis. The coding region runs from base 33 to 1133 and encodes 366 amino acids. Gene Ontology annotation, cellular component: cell division site; cytosol; septin complex. The record is from RefSeq and is a predicted model, not a curated record.